UAGAGCACUUAAUCAGACACAGAGAGGAGCGGUGCCGUGUGAAUGGGCGAGGGGGAAGAGAAGGGCCUCAUUUACCCGACUCAAUCCAUAAAAGAACAACAGCCAGCCAGUCCUGCUGAAGGAUUAGCUCCCUGUCCAUGCUAACAUGGGCCUCCCCUCGGUGAUGGUGUUGCCCCUGCUAAUAGUCGUCGCAGCAGGGGUGUACUACAUCUACAAUGAGGUCUUACAGUUCAUGUCCAAGAGCUUAGUGCGCAACAAAGUCGUGGUGAUCACCGAUGCCGUCUCAGGAGCGGGCGCUGAAUGUGCCCAUCUCUUCCAUAAGGCCGGUGCCAGACUCAUUCUGUGUGGAACUACCUGGGAUAAGCUGGAAUCCCUGUACGACUCUCUGACUACUGACUCUGAUCCAAGAGAGACGUUCGCCCCAAAGCUGGUGAUCCUGGAUUUCAGUGACGUGGACAGCAUGGAGGAUGUGGUGGCUGAGGUCAUGGAGUGCUACGGCUACGUGGAUGUGCUGAUCUGCAACAGCAGCAUGAAGCUGAAAGCCCCCGUCCAGAGCGUCUCUCUGGAGCAGGACAGAAACAUAAUGGACAUCAACUACUUUGGUCCAAGCAGCCUCGUCAAAGGUAUUCUUCCGGCGAUGAUGUCAAGAAGAUCAGGACACGUUAUACUGGUCAACAGCAUCCAGGGCCGACUGGCGAUCCCAUUCAGAAGUUCGUAUGCGGCCUCCAAGCACGCGGCGCAGGCCUUCUUCGACUGCCUCAGGGCCGAAGUGGAGGAGUAUGGGAUUGUUGUCAGUACCGUCAGCCACACCUUCAUCAACGCCUCUGAGCCGCCGCCCGCCGUGGAGCCAGCUCCAAAGCAAAACAUCCUAACCGAUUAUAUCGCCAGCCAGCUCAACCACGGUGUGCGGCCUUCGGUCCUGGCCAAUGAGAUUCUGGAGACGGUGAACAGGAAGAGGAAGGAGGUUGUGCUGGCCCACCCCAUCCCCAGGGUGGCCCUCUACCUCCGUUCCCUCUUUCCUCCCUUUCUCUUCGCUGUGCUGGCGGCCGGAGUGAAGGACUCCGUGUUGGCAGAGCCGGUGCAGUAGAAGAAGACAGGAGUAGAUGUGAAAUCAAGCAAAAAUAUUGUCGGUCUCGAAGGUUUCACACUGUUUUCUCUUGCUGCCUAACGCUUUCAGAAUUAUGGAUUGAUUUUGACAGACAACAAUUGAGUGAAUGCAUUAAAAACUGCUGGGUUAAAAAACACAAAUGAAUUUGGAUUCAUUUUAUAUUACUUUGCGAUGCUCACUGAAUGAUCCAAACCUUGGGUUUGACUCAGCAUGGUGGACUACUCAUUAAAAAUUGAUAAAAGAGACCAGUAUCUCCUUCUAUGGUAACCAAAGAGUUGUUUGAACCUAAUAACUUUUAUGACUGAGCAAGCAAUCUUUAUGUUAAACUGUAUGAUUGUCAUUUUUAAUAUAAGUCUGCAAUGACAAUGAUCAGAUUAAAAAAAAAACAAGGACAACAUUAUAAGAUCUUACAAUAUCUUCGUUGACAAACAAUUGAACUUUCUUGGAACUUAACAGAAAAGAACCUGUGGGACGUCAUGGCAGCAAGGAACGUAUACAACUGAAAAUAUUUUGCUUAUGACAGUGAGGAAACUUAACUUAAAUAUACGAAUAAAGUUUGUUGCUUUCAGUC
Messenger RNA from Xiphophorus hellerii (green swordtail), 1679 nucleotides. It is a transcript of the gene dhrs7cb, whose product is annotated as dehydrogenase/reductase (SDR family) member 7Cb. NCBI's taxonomy places the organism in Eukaryota, Metazoa, Chordata, Actinopteri, Cyprinodontiformes, Poeciliidae. The coding region runs from base 146 to 1087 and encodes 313 amino acids. The record is from RefSeq and is a predicted model, not a curated record. Gene Ontology annotation, biological process: intracellular calcium ion homeostasis. Gene Ontology annotation, molecular function: oxidoreductase activity, acting on the CH-OH group of donors, NAD or NADP as acceptor. The transcript is spliced from 7 exons.